Diversispora eburnea is the source of this 1026-nucleotide messenger RNA. Lineage: Eukaryota; Fungi; Glomeromycota; Glomeromycetes; Diversisporales; Diversisporaceae. The record is from the annotation of a GenBank genome assembly.
AUGUGGGCUUCAUUUUUUUCCAAUACAUUACGUUGCAUAAACUGUGACUCCGUCAUAUCACCUAAUAAACCAUUUCACAUGUGUCAUGUAUGUGAUAAAGUUAAUGCUUGUGAAAAUUGUAUUGACAUCGUUGAACCACAUCAUAAACAUGACCUUUACGAAGUAAUUUUGAAAAAAUCCACUUUUAAAGAUCCGAUAUGUAAUGGAAAAGAAUGUGAUGGUAAAAAACAAAUUAGGAAAAAUGCUUUUCAAUGUGUUGGAAAAACGGAUGAUGUAAAAAUGGAUUAUGUAAAACCGGAUGAUGUAAAAACGGAUGAUGUAAAAAUGGAUGAAGGAAAAAUGGAUGAAAGAACAACGGAUGAUGUAAAUAUGGAAGAUGUUAAACCAGAUGAUGCAAAAACGGUUGAAGGAAAAACGGAUGAUGUAAAAAUGGAUGAUGUAAAACCAGAUAAUGCAAAAACGGAUGAAGGAAAAACGGAUGAAGGAAAAACGGAUGAAACGGAUGAAGGAAAAACGGAUGAUGUAAAUAUGGAUGAAGGAAAAACGGAUGAUGUAAAAACGGAUGAUGUAAAAACGGAUGAAGGAAAAAUGGAUGAAGGAAAAAUGGAUGAAAGAAAAAUAAAUGAUGUAAAUAUGGAUGAUGUAAAACCAGAUGAUGCAAAAACGGAUGAAGUAAAAACGGAUGAAGUAAAAACGGACGAUUUAAAAACGGAUGAAGGAAAAAUGGAUGAUGUAAAACCAGAUGAUGCAAAAACGGAUGAAGGAAAAAGGGAUGAUGUAAAAAUGAAUUAUAAAACGGAUGAUGUAAAAAUGGAUGAUGUAAAACCAGAUGAUGCAAAAACGGAUAAUGUAAAAACGGAUGAAGGAAAAACGGAUGAAGUGAAACCGGAUGAAGUAAAACCAGAUGAAGUAAAAACGGAUGAAAUAAAAACGGAUUAUGUAAAAACCGAUGUAAAAAUGGAUGAAGGAAAAGAAAAAGAAGACAAAGAGGAAGAAAAGAAAGAAGAAGAAAAAAAAGAAGAAUAA